Molecule: messenger RNA, 1712 nt
Organism: Colius striatus (speckled mousebird)
Lineage: Eukaryota; Metazoa; Chordata; Aves; Coliiformes; Coliidae
Gene: PDCD1
Product: programmed cell death 1
Exons: 5
Coding region: 232-1083 (283 amino acids)
Biological process (GO): positive regulation of T cell apoptotic process; negative regulation of immune response
Cellular component (GO): external side of plasma membrane; membrane
Source: RefSeq, a predicted model, not a curated record
CCCGGGUUUCCCUCUGAGGCAGAGAUGGGCACGUUUCAUUUCCACCCCAGGCUCUGAUGAGCACGCUGGAGAACAAGCCCCUGCGUCAGGGAAGGACGUGCAGAGAGAACUGGGGGUGGCACGGCACGGCUCAACACGGCACGGCAGGCCUUGGCACAGCUCAGCACGGCACAGAACGGCACGGCACAGCACAACACGGCUCGGCUCAGCCAGGGGACCCGCCAGCUCACCAUGGCUCCGGGCACCUUGAAGACAACGUGGGGCAGCAUGGAUGUAGCACUGAUGAGCCUCUGUGCCAUCUGGCACUGCUGUGGCCCUGUGCUGGUUGGCUGCUGCCAGGUGACCUUCUCCCCAGCAGUGUUAACUCGUCACACAGGCAACUCAGCCACCUUCUUCUGCAAUAUCUCCAACGAGAAUGAUUGUAGCUCAGAGUAUAGCCUCAAUUUGUACAAGGAGACCAACCACAGCCAAGCCCAAAAAAUCGCUGAUAUCAGCCAGAGCAAGCCCCAGACAGAGACAAAGAAGUACCGGCUCAUCAACAAUGCUCCUGCCUUCAAGAUGGAGUUCCUGGACCUCCACCAGAACGACUCAGGCUCCUACUACUGUGGACUGAUCUCCUUCUCUCAACCUAAUAAACUGAUAGAGAGCAACCGGUCCCACCUGGUGGUCACAGCAGCCCCUGAGAAGACAAAUGCCACCGAUGAGCCUGAGAUGGAGGAAGGCAGCCACUCUGACCACAUCAAAGCCGUGGCCCUGGGCAUCCUGCUUCUGGCCGGGGUGGUUGUGCUGCUGAUCUUUGGCUAUCUCACUGUCACGUACAGGAGAGGAGAUGUGCAGAAACCACCAAGUGAAAGCACAUCAGCGAAGGAAGAGAAGCCCCACAUGGUGUUCGUGUCCACUGUGGACUAUGGUGUGCUGGAGUUUCAGAGAGACCAACACACCCAGGUGCCUCCUGAGACCUGGCCGGUUGAGCAGACUGAAUAUGCCACCAUCAUCUUCCCAGAGGAGAAACCCGUCACACCAGAGCGGGGGAAGAAGCACCAGGAUGAGAGGACACGGCAGCUGCAGUUGCAGCCCUGCUGAGGGCCGGGGUCCCUCUUCACUGGGGCCGUGGGGGCUGGGACAGGCUUCUCUGGCUCCUUGCUCCCACUACAGUUGGGAAAAACCAGCGUGACAGAGGUGCCACAGCUGGAGUUGAUAUCAGACAGUCCUGGCUACAGUGGGGUCAUGGCCAUGGGGAUGAGUACUAUGGGAUGAGGAGGAUCCUCGCUGGCAUCCGUGUGCCACCUCUUCACUCAGGGCAGGGAGGAUGGGCUGGGGCAGAGCAGUGAUGCCAACAGGUCUGUCCCAAAGGCCAUUUACACUGUGCCUCAAUUUUCUACCUCCACCUGGGGCUCUCUAGAGUGGACAAGCUGCUUCCCUUGCCCAGGUCUGGCCCAACUAGCAAAGCACAACUGUGGGAGGACAUACUAGAGGCCAGAGCUGGAGUGGAUCCUGGGAGAUGCUGCUGGUGAGAGCCAGGGCCUGAAGACUUUUCAGGGCACUUCUCAGAGACUGCCUUGUGUGCUACUAUUUAAAGAAACCUCUAGGGUGCAGGCGGCUGGUUUUCCUCCUGUCUCCUGGCUCUUUCCUCCUCUGCAAGAGGGGAGAUCUGCUCCCAUGUGUCUCCCUCCACAGGUGAGAGACAGAUCUGUCCCAGGCGGGGUGAAUAA